AUGUGGCGGAAUGCAAAAAUCCUGCUCUUUGCAGGAACGAUUCUAUUGUCGCUCGCCCACACAACCUACGCGUUUGUGUCGCGCCCAGCUUCAAAAGGAAGCCGGAUCUCUAACAUUCAAUGCUUUGAACAGAAGAAGGAAGAGGGAGGUGGAUUCUUUCGAGGAGUGAGCAGUUUUUUCAAAGAACUUGAUGCUUUCAUGGAUGACGCUACCGCUCGUAGGUUGGGAAAUGGUGCCGCCUUCUACGGCAAGCGCAAAUCCAACUUCUACGGAGAACAGGACAAGAAUCGGAAAAGGGAUCGUUCAAUGUCAGAUCCUAUGGAGGACUAUCAAGGGCCAACAAAUGCGGGCUACUUCCAGUGGAUGCCAGAUGAGGAUGGACAAAUGCGUCCUGUAACCCGCAUGAAGGAACAAAUUAUUGAGCGCAACCCAAAGUACUGGGAUCGCGUGUACGACGAAGCGGGGAACGAAAAGGAAGAGAGCAAAUAA
This is a messenger RNA of Phaeodactylum tricornutum CCAP 1055/1, 489 nucleotides long. RefSeq lists its product with no specific name. The transcript has a single exon. The record is from RefSeq and is a predicted model, not a curated record. NCBI's taxonomy places the organism in Eukaryota, Bacillariophyta, Bacillariophyceae, Surirellales, Neidiaceae. The coding region runs from base 1 to 489 and encodes 162 amino acids.